AUGAGUGUAGAUCUCGAAGAACUCUCUCUCGGCACAACAAUGAAGACACACUUUCCCAACCCUGACGAUAUCCUCAACUUCGAACUUACUAUCGAUCCCGACGAGGGCAUGUACAAGGGUGGCCGUUUCAAGUUUGACUUUAAAAUCAACCAAAACUUCCCACACGACCCACCGAAAGUCAAGUGCACCCAGAAGAUAUACCACCCGAACAUCGAUCUGGAAGGCAACGUCUGCCUUAACAUUCUGCGCGAAGACUGGAAACCAGUGCUGAACCUGAACGCAGUUGUUGUCGGUUUACAGUUUCUCUUCCUCGAACCGAACGCGUCGGAUCCGCUAAACAAAGAAGCUGCAGAGGACCUAAAAGUGAACCGAGAAGGCUUCAAGCGCAAUGUGCGCGCAUCGCUGGGUGGUGGUACGGUCAAGGGACAAAGCUUCGAUCGCGUCCUCAAAUGAACGGUUAUAUAAGUUCAGGGUUGACCAGCGUCUUGUACAGCGAGCCUGAUGUGGGUUGGUACGGAAGUUUUGUCUUGGAGGCAUAAGAACCGGCACCAAGAAGUUGGUGUCAAAGAAGCGUUGAGGUCGGCGGCUCGGGAUACAAUACAUACCAAACACCAGGGCUGCAUAUAUUGAGCGUUGCAUUAUGUAUAGGGAGCGUGGCGUCGCAUACGGGCGGAUAUAGCAUUCUGAUUUCCUGUCAAUGUGAUGGAGUAUUUGCGUAUAGCACGGUGAUACCCUUUGUAAAUUCUGCUUUACACAAGUGAAUUCAAAGCCCGUGGCCUUUCCGCGAGGUUCGCUUGGAAUGUUGCGUUAUGAUGCUAACCGACUGGGAUGUAUAUCCCAUCUUCAUGCCCUGGAGCUUGAGUUCUGCCAGGUACAACCUCUUCGAAUGCGCGACCGUGUAAGAAUAUUUUCCUCUUUGGUGGGAACGCGC
This is a messenger RNA of Pyrenophora tritici-repentis Pt-1C-BFP, 931 nucleotides long. RefSeq names its product Ubiquitin-protein ligase. Lineage: Eukaryota; Fungi; Ascomycota; Dothideomycetes; Pleosporales; Pleosporaceae. The record is from RefSeq and is a predicted model, not a curated record.